Messenger RNA from Sander lucioperca (pikeperch), 5892 nucleotides. RefSeq names its product zinc finger protein 800b (gene znf800b). The record is from RefSeq and is a predicted model, not a curated record. The coding region runs from base 449 to 3232 and encodes 927 amino acids. The transcript is spliced from 13 exons. Lineage: Eukaryota; Metazoa; Chordata; Actinopteri; Perciformes; Percidae.
AACUUUAUUUUAAUAUCUUGCUUGCUAUGGAGCUUGUUUAGGCCUACAUUAAUAUUCAGCUAAGUUAUGCGGUCAAAGGUGUGCAUCUCUUUGACAUAACUCAAAUUUCCGUUAUCUUUCAGCUGAACACAGGUUUCUGUUCAAUAAUCUGGAAACAAGUGUCGACAUUUCCAGCUGAAAUUGGACGUAGAGGGUGCACCUUUGCGCAGAGACUGGUUUGAUGCUGAGAGGCUCCUCUGGGUGCACAAAGACAGCGGCUCGCUGACGAACUUGUUCAGAGUGAACCGGGGACGCUGGGAGGCGAAAUAAACAAUCUCCGGACUCGAAGUAGCCACGACCGCGUAGUUUUACCUCGUCAAACACCCUAUUCCACCACACAUCCAACAAAUACAAGGUUACAGGAGUGUGCUGGUAGGACCGUGUGGUGCAGCAGGCCACUCUUGGCGGCAUGGUGAAGGUCCAGAAGUCAACUAGGAGGAAGAGCUCUCACUGUCUGCGCAGACUGGAGAGUGGUGGUCAGACAGUGAUGGAGGAAGGCCAGCUCCUUUCAGACAGCCAGCAUCCACAACAGGAGGAGCCCCAAAGAGCAGACCAGUCCUCCGAUCAAGCCCAGCUCCAGACCUCUGCUCCAGAUGAGACUGUGUCGGAAACUCCGAUGGAUGACCAGGAAAAGAGCGACUCUGAGGCCCAGCUCCAGGCAAAGCCUCUGUGGAAGCCCAUUCCCCCUCUGAUGCCUGAGUCCCACAGGAGCGCCACCACUGGGACCAGGGACCAAAUCUGCCAGACUGAGGAGUGGCUUCAGCAGACCAGCGCCGGCAGCCACGGUCAUAACACAGGUCUGUGUGUGGAACCCGGAGAUCCUCCUCUACUCCAGCAGCCUCUGCAGACAUCCAAGUCAGGGAUUCAGCAGAUAAUUGAAUGCUUCCGUUCAGGCACGAGCCAGCUGAAGCACAUGCUGCUGAGGGAGGUGGACACCAUCUUUGAAUGUAAACUGUGUCGCAGUCUGUUCAGAGGCCUGCCCAACCUCAUCACACAUAAAGAGUACUACUGCCUAUCACGGCUGCCUGAACCCGACGGUCCAUCGGGUGAUGACAGGCAGAGUGUGGCCAUGAAGGAUUUACUGGACGCCAUAUAUCCCAGAGCCCCAGACUACGUGGUCCGACUGGAGCCCAUUCAGACCACUACCAAGGCCGUGUUCCAGUACCUCACCACAGAGGAGGAGCUUGCUAGAUUUCCAUCGCACACACCCAGUGCCAGAGAGAGUCCAGUAGCAUGGGAAGGAGAACCAGUGGAGGGUGUGGACAACAACCAGCCAAGCCAGCCAGGAGGGCCAGAGAGCCACAGCAGCCCGGGACAAAAUCAGGGACAGAAGAAAUGGGAGGCUGAGGAGGAGGCUAAAGAGGAGCAGCCACAGCAGGAAGACGAGGGGUCCACCAGUGGGGUUGAGGAUGUGACAAUCUCUUGUUGUCUCUGCGGUCAGGACUUUAACUCACGCCGCAGCAUCAGACGUCACUGCCGCAAAAUGCACCAGACCAAACUCGAAGAGCUCCGAAAGUUCACAGAGACACGUACAGUUCCCACAAGCCUACUCUCUAUGGUGAAAGGUCGGCCAAGGACUCUCAGCACACCUACUGGAAAAUCCUGCCCAGUGUGCCUCAAAACCUUUGCUACCAAAGCCAACGUACGCCGCCAUUUUGAUGAGGUGCAUCGUGGUCUACGGCGGGACACCAUCACACCCAGCAUCGCCUCACGGCCUGGCCUGCCCUUCUCUCUGGAGGUCACACCCCCCAGGAAGAGCAACAAUGCCUCUCCAACACGUGGCCACAACUCCAAGUCCACCCCUGUGACCUCGAAAACAACACAUUCCAACCAAAACCAGUCCAAACAACAGAGUCAGCCCGCAGCCUCUCCACAGGCGGCACCGGCCUCAUGUCGCUGCACGCUCUGCAAGAGGAACUACAGCUCUCAGCUCAUGUUGAAGAGACACAUGCGUAUUGUCCACAAAAUAUACAGUAUCAAAAGUAACAAGUCUGCUACCACGGCAACCUCCUCUACUCCGGCAGCCACACCUAACAGUAGCAGCGCUAACUUAGGCCCAAGCAACAACAUCCGAGUGAAAGAGGAAGCAGUAGAACCUUCAGAUGAAGACGACGACGGGGAGGACUUUGACAGUAGUCCGGCCCCUUCUCCCAGUGACAGCACUGGGACAGCUAAACGGGUUUCUGUGGCACACAACACCAUGAAGGUGAAGGAAGAGGAGGCCCCGUCGAGCCCAAAGAUGACGCCAUCCUUAUCUUCGCCAUCCUCGCGUGGUGGCAACAUGUGCUGCGGGGGUGUGCCCGCCAAAAUGACCAAGCUGUCAGUGGGUUUUGACUUCAAGCAGCUCUUCUGCAAGCUGUGCAAGCGACAGUUCAGCUCACGUCAGAACUUAACAAAGCACAUUGAGCUGCACACGGACGGCAACGACAUCUUCAUCAAGUUCUACCGCUGCCCUCUCUGUCGCUACGAGUCGCGUCGCAAACGUGACGUCCUGCGUCAUGUGACUGUGGUCCACAAGAAGUCAUCUGGAUACCUCGGCAAGAUCAUGCCCAAACUGGAGAGCAGGGCGGUGAAGAGGCUAGCUGAGGUAGUCCUCAACAGUACAACCCCCAACAAGAGGACAAGUGGCAGCAUCAAAGAGGAAGUAAACGGACGUCACGCUUCUUCGCCAUCCUCCUCCUCUUCUUCGCCCCCUGUCACUCGCAAGGUAGAGUGCUCCACGGCUGCCCCAACCACUUCAUCAGCUUCCUCUUCCUCCGCCCCGCCUCCUGCCCCCGUCACUCGGAAACAGCUGGACCUCUCAUCGCCAGCGGUCACCCCGUCUCCUCCUGUCACCCGUAAGCAGGAGAGGGAGCAGACCCACCAGCCUCGUCCCAUCAGCCCCCCGCUGACCCGCCGCAGUGAAAAACACACACACCAACGCAACUCCUCCUCCACCACUCCACCCAGCAACCAAACCCCACACACCCGACGACACGACACCCAGUCAGAGAGCAGCGGCACAGGGUCGUCGUCCUCCACUGAAGUCAGAGUGACCAAGAAUUUCUCCCUCCACGCCUGCGACCAGUGUGGGCGGGCCUUUGCCAAGAAGCUGUACCUGGAGUCUCACAAGCGAAGUCAUCGUAACGCAGUGACCGCAGCAGCCAGCAAGAGGAAAGGAGUCAGCACCCGCUCCAAAUCCCUGGUCUGGUGAAACGCACACACUUCUGCCGGGGAUAAUGGACGAGCGAGCCUCUAACAAUGAAGAAGCGAAUCAAAACUUAAUUGGGAGAAUAAUGGACGAAUAGAACGAGCACAGAGCAGAGAUGAAGGAAACAAACAAAAGGAACAAUGGAGCACGAUAGAGGAGUGAAGUAGUGCUUAAGAACCAAACAUUUUGUUGGAAUCUGACUUUUUUUUUGUAUAGGUUUAUUAUGAAGCCAGCCAGGCUGGACGGUGGCGCUGUAUCCAUGAAGAGACUGUAGCGAACAGAAGAUUCACUACCACUGUAUAUAUCUGCAUUUACUUCCAACAGUAUGUAAAUGUAGAUCCAUAUGCAGGUGACUGAUUUGUACUUGGUAGCAAAGGGAUGCAGAUAGACUAUGAAAGUGUGUGUGUGUGUGUGUGUGUGUGUGUGUGUGUGUGUGUGUGUGUGUGUGUGUGUGUGACAGAGGGACUCAAAACUGGAUCGUGACCUCCCCAGAAAAUAGACUGGAAACUAAUUGUUGAUUUUUCUUUCUUUCUUUCUUUAGAGAAAGCAGAAUAUUGUACCCUUGCUGUCCCGCACAGAUACACAAAACAUACAGUAUUUGGGUCCUUGGCUAUUAGCAUUGUAUCACUUUUCUGUAUAUUCACACCUUAUAUAGUGUUUUAGGGUGUUAACAAUUUGAUCUAUUCAAUACUACUUGCUCAACAUUACGACAGAUUAAAAAAAAAAAAACAUUUUCCCACUGACGAUUGGAACACUGUUGUGUCCUGUUAUCUAACAGAGAAACCAUAGCCAACGUGUUUCCACCAAGUCUUUAGAAGGCUAGCUGCUUGCUUUGAGUUGAAAAUUACUUUUAUCUUCUCGUGUAAAUGUUGCUACUGAAAAGCAAACAGAUCACAGAUCAGAAUUCCAGUAGUAAUAUUCUUCACACAAGCAGUCCAUAGACAUAUUUAGUUAUAUCUGCUUUGUAGUGACCAACUGCAGCUGGAGUGAAUUGUUGUAAUUGUAUGGUCAAAAUAAGGGAAACCCCUAAAUAUAUUUUUACCUUGAAAAUUGUUUGUGCUUUAAAAAGAUUUUUUUCUUACAUCUCACUCUUAUGUUCUGCUUUUUUGUUUGACUGCAUGUGAACAGUGUACAGGGUGUUUCCUUUACUUUGACCAUACCCUGUUUUGUCUCCAUAUAUUAGCUGUAGUCCCAGUAAAAGCCUGGUUGUAAGAGAACUAUGUGAAGCAAGGCUUCAAUAAGACACGAGUCAGUGAACUAAGGGAAUUCUGUACUGAAAUGAGGCAACCAUUUCAGGAGAAAAUUGUCACCUUCCCUGAUUCUCAAGUAUGAUGACAUAAAAUAAUACGAGGUGAUACAAUUAUGAUAUCUUUUUUUUUUUUUUUUCAAAUGCUUAAUGGAUUAAAUCAAAUUCAUUUUCUUCCAAAUAUGAAUUCAUUUUUAUUAUAACUGCUCAGUUCAGACUGUAAGGUGCGCUACCACGGGGGAAACAUUCAAACUAUCAAACUAACACCAUUGUUAACACUCACACUGGUGUUAAUGUGUGAAAAUCUAAGUUACAGUGAGCAGGAAAGAUGGGACUGCACAUAGUAUUAAGGAGUAAUGUGCGUUUGCUUUUGGUGUUACCGUAACGGCCGCAAUGCAUUCGAUUUUAGAAACCAUUAACUGGAAGAAUUUAUUUUCUGUGUUCAGUGAAAUAUUGUUGACCAUCGUCAUCUUGCUUGUCGCUAAGCAGAAAGCUGACCCUAGAUGCUAUGCUGACAUGUCUCAGCUGUAGUGCCUAAGCAUCAGGUGUAACAGGUUUGGAUUGACACUAGCUGUUUGGGAAUCUACUGUUUGUGGUGCUAAUCCUGAUUUAUUAUGGGCCAAAAUGUGGUAGCUGUAAACAUGGGGGUGAGAAAAAAAUAAAAUAAAAGCUACAUGCCCUCAUACGCUAAACAGUUCUAUUCUCCAAACCUAAAAGUUUACAUUAAACUUUUUGUUCCAUUAACUUAAAAAUGCCGGGAAUCAUUCAAAUAAACUUUGUGAACUUUUCUUUUGUACUCAAAUUUAAGGGGGCUGCAUUUGUUUAAUGGCAGCAACAGGUACCCCGAGGUAGUCUUUGAAACACUGGCACAUGAGUUGGGAGGAAAGCGAUUGAGGAAGACCAAAUGUAGAUAUGUCUUAAUGUUCAAACAGAAAGCCAUGAAAUUGAGCAAACCAGAAAAAAGGAAAGACCAACCUUUAUUUUUAUAAGUAAAAACGCUACUGCGACAAGGUCUUGAGAAGAUGUAUAUAUGGAUUCAUAUAAAUAAUAGUUAUAAUAGUCACAAUAGUUAUUGACAUGUACUUAACUGUUGGUUGACCAUAUGCUUCAAACAUGUCCAACUAGUUACUACUCUGUCACUGUUUAAUAAUGAGGCAAGUUUGUGUUGUUCCAGGAUUAGUUGUCUUUAGUUUUGUCUCUCAUUCCUUUUUGAAGGAAGGUUUUUGUUAGAAUGGUUCAAGAAAAGAAAUCAAACCUCAUAAGACUUUUGUUAAAGAGCUUGUCAUUAAUUCCUCAUCAGCUGUAAUAUGUUAUUAAGCUCACUUUCUAGAGAACUUAAGAGUUAGAGAAGCCUUUCAGAUGUGACAAGAAUGUUAACCAACCACUUAAUAAAUAAAAAAUGUACUGCUUCAAACCU